AUGACAUCAGAGGCCCGACCAUCCCACCACUGCUGCUGGCUCGGUACGUUCACUGGACACCGGACAUGGCUUCAGCUGCUUUGGCUUCUGCUGCUGGGUAUCAGUCAGGUCUCGGUGACCCAACAAGGCACCCAGCCUCAGUCCAUCAAAAUUGAGGGAGACAUCACCCUGGGCGGGCUCUUCCCGAUGCACUCCCGAGGCCCAGCUGGGGUUCCCUGUGGGGACAUCAAGAGAGAGAAGGGGAUCCAUCGACUGGAGGCCAUGCUGUACGCUCUGGACCAGAUCAACAGCGACCCGGACCUGCUGCCCAACAUCACACUCGGGGCUCGGAUCCUGGACACCUGCUCCAGAGACACCUACGCCCUGGAGCAGUCGCUCACCUUCGUCCAGGCCCUCAUCCAGAAGGACAACUCAGAUGUGCGCUGCUCAAACGGGGAACCUCCCAUCAUCCCCAAACCGGAGAGAGUGGUCGGGGUCAUCGGGGCGUCUGGCAGCUCGGUGUCCAUCAUGGUGGCCAACGUCCUCAGACUGUUUGCGAUCCCCCAGAUCAGCUACGCCUCCACUGCCCCGGAGCUGAGCGACAAAAGCCGCUACGAGUUCUUCUCCCGUGUGGUGCCUCCUGACUCCUACCAGGCCCAGGCCAUGGUGGACAUAGUCAAAGCCAUGGGCUGGAACUACGUCUCCACACUGGCCUCUGAGGGAAACUACGGAGAGAGCGGCGUCGACGCCUUCCUCCAGAUAUCUAGAGAAGCAGGAGGGUUGUGUAUUGCACAAUCCAUAAAGAUUCCCAGAGAACCCAGACCAGGGGAGUUUGAGAAAAUCAUCAAGAGGCUGAUGGAAACCUCGAACGCUCGUGGGGUCAUCAUCUUUGCCAACGAGGACGACAUCAAACGGGUGCUGCAGGCUGCCAAAACGGCCAACCUGACGGGCCACUUCCUGUUUGUUGGAUCCGACAGCUGGGGGGCUAAAAGUUCCCCAAUUCAAGACCAGGAGGAGGUGGCUGAGGGUGCUGUCACCAUCCUGCCCAAAAGAGCCUCUAUUGAUGGGUUCGACCAGUACUUCACUUCAAGGUCGCUGGAAAACAACAGAAGAAACAUCUGGUUCGCCGAAUUCUGGGAGGACGACUUCAAGUGCAAACUAACUCGCCCCGGCAUAAAAUACGAGCCCGGUAGAAGGAAAUGUACAGGCGAAGAAAGAAUCAGUCAGGACUCUCAGUACGAACAGGAGGGAAAGGUGCAGUUUGUGAUUGAUGCUGUGUAUGCCAUGGCCCACGCUUUACACAGCAUGCACCUGGACCUCUGUCCUGGCUCCAUGGGCGUCUGCGAGAAGAUGGACCCGGUAGAAGGACGGAUGCUCCUCCAGUACAUCCACUCUGUGAACUUCAACGGCAGCGCAGGAACCGGAGUGAUGUUCAAUGAAAACGGAGACGCUCCUGGUCGGUACGACAUCUUCCAGUACCAGAUGUCCAAUGUCAGCAACCCCGGCUACAAGGUCAUCGGCCAGUGGACGAACCACCUGCGACUCAAUCCAGAGGAGAUGCAGUGGUCGGGCGGCGAUCGUCGGAUCCCUGAUUCGGUGUGCAGUUUCCCCUGCGAGUCCGGCGAGAGGAAAAAGAUGGUGAAGGGUGUUCCCUGCUGCUGGCACUGCGAGCUCUGCGAUGGCUACCAGUACCUGCUGGAUGAGUUCUCCUGUGACAUGUGCCCCUUCAACAUGAGGCCCUUACCGAACCGCACGGGCUGCCGGGAGACACCCAUCAUCAAGCUGGAGUGGAGCUCUCCCUGGGCCAUCAUCCCCGUCUUCCUGGCCAUCCUGGGCAUCCUGGCCACCACCGGGGUCAUCGGCACCUUCGUCCGCUUCAACGACACUCCCAUCGUCCGGGCUUCCGGCAGAGAGCUCAGCUACGUGUUGCUGACGGGAAUCUUCCUCAUCUACCUCAUCACCUUCCUCAUGAUUGCAGAGCCCAGCGUGGCGGUGUGCGCCUUCCGCAGGCUGCUGCUGGGACUCGGCAUGUGCAUCAGCUACGCCGCCAUGCUCACCAAAACCAACCGCAUCUACCGCAUCUUCGAACAGGGCAAGAAAUCAGUCACACCUCCGAAGUUUAUCAGCCCCACCUCCCAGCUGAUCAUCACCUUUAUACUCAUCUCAGUGCAGCUACUCGCGGUGUUCAUCUGGUUUGGCGUGAUGCCCCCGCACACCAUCAUCGACUACGAGGAGCAGAAGCCUCCAAACCCUGAGUUUGCCCGGGGCGUGCUCAAGUGUGACAUGUCCGACCUCUCCCUCAUGCUGUGUCUGAGCUACAGUAUCGUACUGAUGAUCACCUGCACGGUUUACGCCAUCAAGAGCAGAGGAGUUCCUGAGACCUUCAACGAGGCCAAACCAAUCGGCUUCACCAUGUACACCACCUGCAUCAUCUGGCUGGCCUUCGUACCCAUCUUCUUUGGCACGGCGCAGUCGACAGAGAAGAUGUUCAUCCAGACCACCACCCUGACGGUGUCCAUGAGCCUGAGCGCCACCGUAUCCUUGGGCAUGCUCUACAUCCCCAAAGUCUACGUCAUCAUCUUCCAUCCGGAGCAGAACGUCCAGAAGAGAAAGCGCAGCUUCAAAGCCGUGGUGCAGGCAGCCACCGUGUCCACGCACCUGUCCAUGAAGUCUAGCGAAAAACAGAACGGAGAGUCCAAGAUCGAGCCGGACAGGUCGCAGUGA
Molecule: messenger RNA, 2703 nt
Organism: Stegastes partitus (bicolor damselfish)
Lineage: Eukaryota; Metazoa; Chordata; Actinopteri; Pomacentridae
Gene: grm6b
Product: glutamate receptor, metabotropic 6b
Exons: 10
Coding region: 1-2703 (900 amino acids)
Biological process (GO): G protein-coupled receptor signaling pathway
Cellular component (GO): membrane
Molecular function (GO): G protein-coupled receptor activity
Source: RefSeq, a predicted model, not a curated record